Aspergillus calidoustus is the source of this 1770-nucleotide messenger RNA. The record is from the annotation of a GenBank genome assembly. Lineage: Eukaryota; Fungi; Ascomycota; Eurotiomycetes; Eurotiales; Aspergillaceae.
AUGUCUACCAAGCAGCCAACCGUAUCAGCCUCGCCGGCCGAGUCCUCGGCGUCCUCCGACCGCGACAGCUUGACGUCCAAACGCGCAACUGAAGCCGCCGCACCGCCUCUCGCUCCGGCGCUGGCCAGCCAAGAGACGCAACGGAUGGAAUCAGUCCUUGGAGACACUAUUCUAAGACUCCUCCGCAUUCGCAAAGGGCCUAGAAGGGAGCAGUACGAUCUCGACGCGAUCGCCACUCAGCCCAGUAUCUGGGACUCUGAAAAUCUAGAGGAGUACAAGAGCUUAUACAUCCACCCGAAGUGGGAAAACUGGAGCGCCUUCGAUCCCAGCUUCCGGUGGACAUGGCGCGAAGAGAGGGCGGUGCGCCGCAAGGUGGACUGGAAGAUCAUGGUCUGGGUCUGCAUCAUGUUUGCUGCACUCAAUAUCGACCGGAACAACAUUUCCAACGCUGUCUCGGACAAUAUGCUCGACGAUCUGGGCCUCACGCAAGCUGACUAUAACCUCGGCAAAACUAUCGGGCGUGUCGGAUUCCUCGUUGCCGAACUUCCAUCGCAAAUCAUCUCCAAGCGAAUUGGACCCGAUGUGUGGAUUCCCAUCCAGAUAUGCAUCUUUAGUCUCAUCUCUGCGCUUCAGUUUUUUCUCAAGGGCAGGGCUUCGUUUUUGGCUACCCGAUACCUCAUUGCAACAUUCCAAGGCGGCUUCAUCCCCGACACUAUUCUGUACCUGAGCUACUUCUAUACUGGACCCGCGCUUCCAGUGAGACUCGCCUGGUACUGGCUGUCCUCCCAACUGGUCGAUAUUGGUGUGGGAUUUGCUGCGGUCGGGUUAUUGUCUAUGCGGGGCGUCCUAGGGUACGCCGGUUGGCGAUGGUUGUUCCUCAUUGAAGGUGCCUUUACUUUCCUUGUCGGCAUUGCGUCGUUCUUCCUCAUGCCUCAGUGCCCGAGCAAGACCAAGAGCCGCUGGAAUCCGAAGGGCUACUUUACUGAGAGGGAAGAGAAGAUCAUUGUCAACUCCGUGAUUCGUGACGACCCCCAGAAAGGAGGAAUGUACAACCGACAAGGUCUCUCCGUCCGCCAGAUCUGGGAGUGUAGCAAGGACUAUGACAUGUGGCCGCUUUACGCUCUGGGCCUGCUGUUCGGUCUUCCAAAGUAUCCUGUUGACCAAUACCUCACUCUCUCAUUCCGCGGACUCGGCUUCGAUGUCAUCGAGACGAACCUGCUUUCGAUUCCGAAUAUCGUCGCGUCGAGUAUCACUAUGCUACUAAUCACGGCAUUUAGCGAGCUGGUCAAUAACCGCAGCUUUGUGGCCAUGGCGGAGGAUGCAUGGCUGUUGCCGUGCUUUGUGGCUUUGAUCGCGUUGCCAGAUCCAAUCGGUCCGUGGCAGUACUUUGCCAUUGCCACGGUGUUGUUGUCAUUCCCUUACACACAUCCCAUUCAGGUAGCCUGGACAAGCAGAAACGCGGGGUCCGUACAGAACAGAACUGUCUCCGCUGCUCUCUACAAUAUGUGGGUUCAGGUUAGUGGAAUGAUCGGUGCAAACAUCUAUCAAUCGAGCGACGCACCCCGGUACUUUAAAGCGAACAAAGGUCUCCUCGUCAUAUGUAUUUGGAUGUGUUUUAUCCAAUACCCCGGGACGUACUUCUACUACCGCUGGCGCAACAACUCCAAGGCCAAACAGUGGGAUGCCAUGACUCCCGAGGAGCAGCACCAUUAUAGACAAACUAGCACCGACAAGGGCAAUAAGCGCCUUGAUUUCCGGUUUGCCACGUAA